Oppiella nova is the source of this 3109-nucleotide messenger RNA. The record is from the annotation of a GenBank genome assembly. Lineage: Eukaryota; Metazoa; Arthropoda; Arachnida; Sarcoptiformes; Oppiidae.
CGCAUUCAAUGGUUGAGUGUUUUCCCCAAAACCGUACUCUUUGUUACACUUUCCACAAAAUGGCCGACACUUCCACUGCACUCCGAGUCAUUUGAUCACCACUUCUGUCACCACAACUGAUCCACGCCAUCAUUGCGAGCAUAUAUCGCUGUGUUUUUCAUAUAUCCUGAUUGCGAGGCCUCUGCCAAGUGGUGAUCCCUUCAAUGGUUUGACGAAAAGACUGCAAAUCUGGUCACUAAUGGAUACAAAUCUUUUAUAACAAGACUUUUAAUUCAAUUGAUUUGUGCGUUCACUCAAUCCAUUGAGUGGUUGUUCAGCCAAACGUAUUAUCCAUAUCUGUAUUGUCUGUUCACUGGACAUCAACACUAAGAGAGACAGAGAGAGGAAUGUCUUCGACGUCGACGACCACCUCCUCAUCCCGUUCUUCGAGACCAAUGAAGAGAUCGCGUAAAAAGACGAUUAAAGGUGUUUGCGAUGCCAUGGAUGAGACCAAAUGCGAGACAAUUAAUGAUGAGUUAUCAUUAAUUGGGAACAAGUCUUCGUGUGUUUCGCCACAAUCGCCGUCAUCUUCAUGUGUGAGUCCACUGCUGUUCGGAUGCCAUCACUCGCCAUACGAUUUACGACGAAAGUUGUCGCCAAUCCAUGAGUCCGUGUCAGUCAUAUUGCACUCAUCGUUGGCCACCACUUGUGGCACCACUUCAUCCACAUCUGCCUCAACAAUACCUCCGUCUUCUUCGUCGUCGUCUUCGAGUUGUUCUUCGAGUUCGAGCUCUUCCUCUUCGUGUCAUUCAAACGCAUCGUUUUCUUUACAAUCGAUGAAUUGCAAGAAAAGGCCAAAAAAAUCCAAUUAUCACCACAUGAAUGAAGGUUUAGGAACGGCUGCACUCUAUCUGCUGUACGAACUGCCAGACGAAGUACUUCUUACGAUAUUCUCUUACCUUUUGGAACAAGACUUGUGUCGAGUAUCACAAGUCUGUAAGCGCUUCCACACCAUAUCAAACGACUGUGAAUUAUGGAAAACUCUUUACCAUAAUGUCUAUGAAUAUGAUUCACCGCUCUUUCACUCGAGUCUAUGUAAGUUUGAGUUCAUUUCGUACGACGACUGCGAACUCGAGAACCCAUGGAAGGAGUCUUUCAAACAAUUGUAUCGAGGGGUUCACGUGAGGCCCGGAUAUCAGGAGCAGUUUGAGGCAAACCCGGAGCGAUAUAAGGGUCGGAAUAUAACAUAUUUCGAUCGCAUAGAGCAGGCGUUCACGUACUCCGAAGAUAUCAGGGUUAUGGUUACGGUGAAGGUGAUUAAGUUCUCGUACAUGUGGACGAUCAACAACUUCAGCUUCUGUCGCGAGGAGAUGGGCGAAGUCCUCAAGAGCUCCACCUUCUCGGCCGGUGCUAACGAUAAACUCAAAUGGUGUUUACGAGUCAAUCCCAAAGGGUUAGACGAAGAGAGCAAAGACUACCUGUCCUUAUAUCUACUGCUAGUCUCUUGCAAUAAGACCGAAGUGAGGGCUAAAUUCAAAUUCUCUAUACUUAACGCUAAGAGAGAAGAGACCAAAGCUAUGGAGAGCCAGAGAGCCUACCGGUUCGUACAGGGAAAGGACUGGGGCUUCAAGAAGUUUAUUAGAAGGGAUUUCCUAUUGGAUGAGGCGAACGGUUUGCUUCCCGACGACAAACUCACUCUCUAUUGUGAAGUGAGUGUUGUGGCCGAUUCAGUCAACAUAUCGGGUCAAAACAAUUCAAUACAGUUUAAGGUUCCGGAGUGUCGUCUCUCCGAUGAUCUGAGUAUUCUAUUCGAGAGCCAAAAAUUUAGUGAUGUUUUACUAGUGGUAAACGGACGCGAAUAUUAUGCACACAAAGCCAUUCUCGCGGCCCGAUCUCCAGUCUUCGCCGCUAUGUUUGAACACGAGAUGGAGGAGAAGAAGCAGAACAAAGUGGAGAUCACAGACAUGGACCACGAAGUGCUCAGAGAAAUGCUGCGAUUCAUAUACACCGGCAAAGCGACCAAUUUAGAGAAAAUGGACGCCGACUUACUGGCGGCCGCUGACAAAUACGAUUUGGAACGACUGAAAGUGAUGUGUGAAGAGUCUCUCUGUUCCAACUUAUCGGUGGAGACGGCGGCAGAGGUGCUGAUACUGGCAGACAUGCACAGCGCCAACCAAUUGAAAGCACACGCCAUUGAAUACAUCAAUACACACGCCACAGACAUAAUGGAAACCCAGGGCUGGAAGACAAUGAUCAACAGACAGCCCCAUCUCAUAGCAGAAGCGUUUAGAGCGUUGGCCACACAACAAAUGCCUCCAAUAGGUCCGCCCCGUAAACGGAUUAAACAGUCUUAAGACUUUGUGAAACGUUAGGUUUAUUACAAUUAUUAGAGUAUUGAGUGAAUGAAAGCCAUGAAAACAGUUAGAACUGAUAGACUCUAACCAACAACUUCUUGCACCAGUAGUUCUUCCCUGUGCUCUACAACUUGUUUGAUGUGAAGUGAACUUAUUAUUGAAAUGAAUGCCUUCUAAACCAGUGGAUAAUCAAUGAGACGACUGGUCCGCAAGAGUUGAGCCCACCUUUUCAUACGAUUUAUUUUGGAAACAAGUCUUAAACUAUUUUACAAACAAAUCCCUCAAAAACUAUGUUUAAAGUGAUUCUUGAAGAUCUCGUGUUUAUGUGAAACAAACUGCAAUCAAAUAUACAUAUAUUUAUCGAUCAGACAAUUGUCAACAGUUUUUUGUAAAUGACAUCAAAUUAUUUGUUCAUUAAUUCACAUUCAAUUGCAUUAAGACUUCAUCGGAAAUGUCUGUCAAUCACUGUCGCAUGUCUUACGGUGGGAUCGAUUCAUAACUUAAUUAUUGAUAUUAUAAUUAAAGCACAAGCGAUGAGAUGCCGCGUAAGACAAGCGAUUAAUUUAUAAAUUACUGUCAACUCAUACCGAUUUGAUGUUUCUAUCAUUGAUUCAAAUAUUUGAUGUAUUAGUUAUGCAAAUAUUGUAUAAAACGCUACUAUUAUUGCAAACAAAACAACAAAUAUUUGCUGAGAAUAUAAGUAAUACCAGUGAACACCCAAAACAGACCUAAACUCUUAUUAUAUACAAUAAGUUAUGUAUUAAUUAAUUCAACCA